Chara braunii is the source of this 1840-nucleotide messenger RNA. The record is from the annotation of a GenBank genome assembly. NCBI's taxonomy places the organism in Eukaryota, Viridiplantae, Streptophyta, Charophyceae, Charales, Characeae.
CGUCAUUCACCACCGAAGAUCUUGUUCUCGCCGCGGAGCGCUCUCGCCAACCACUGCGACACUAGUGCACGGGAAUCAUGUCUACGCGAGGCGCCGGCCGUGGCAAGAAGCGGGAGAACGUUUCGGGUGACACCCAGGGGCGGGCAGGGGGUCGACGACAUGUCCCCAAGUCGAAGAGGCUCCGUUCAGAAGAGCCAUCACCAAGUGUGCCUGUCCUGCGAGGGCGGUAUUGGGCGGCAUCGAACGAAGACGAAGAUGACGACGUGUUCACGACAGAGGAGGAAGCAGCAGAUCACACCGUGCCGGCACCCCGGGGCAGCAGUCUUCAAGCAAAGAAUGAUCAGGCCGCGGCGAGGAGAUUACUCACGCCCCCCCCGGAGGGGCAACGAGGUCAUGGAUGGUCUAUCGAACGCGGGGGAGGUGAGGUGGCCCAGAGAGAGGAGGUUCCUGUUGUGGAGCGGGAGGUUGCGCGCGCCGAGAAUAAGGGCGAAAAAGAGGACGACAACCCCCUUAUGGGUCGGGAGCGGAGGGGAGGGUUGGCGAGAGAUCUUGCCGACCGUGCCCGCCGGUGGGUCGACGACAAAGUGUUCUGGACAACGGGGGAGGGGCGCCGGCUCUACGACAUCGUCCAUCGAACGCUGGAGCACUUCGAGGCCAUCACCAGCGGGGUGCAAGCGCCCGUCGUGUCCAGGAGCGUUGUCAUGCUGAAAUCUGCGACAACCCUCACGAGGAUUGCUGAUCCCGCUCAGCUACAGCAAGCGACCAUCCGCGGGGGGCCUGCAGAGAACAUAGUUCUGCGCGUCUUGCAUGGGUGGGUGUUCAAGUCAGGGAACCGCCCCCGAGGAUACAAUCUCGCUUUCCAGUACGCGCUGAAGUCAGUGGCGACGGACCUUGCGCGCGUUAUGUGGUACGGCGAGGAGUGGAGCAACGUGGUGAGCGCGCCCGUUUGCGCGGACACGAUCGACCUCAAUAUGGACUUGCCACUGUGGUUUGCGGGGGUGAACAUCGACAACAGGCCGGAGGACGACGACCUGGCUGCGUACCAGGAGUCGACCGUCAUGUGCGUCGCGCAUGCAUUUCGCGCCGCCGUGCAAAUGGGUGGCAAUGUCGACGGCGGGUUCAUAUCGCACGAUCGUCUGUCGAGGAUCGCGGAUUGCUUCAGGCUGUUGUUGGCUGCCUGCAUGUGGUUGAUGCGCAUGGCGGGAGACGAUCAUCGUAGCCACUACGAAGCCUUCUACUUCGCGCAGCUGGUCGCGAAGCCCACGCUGAUCGCGUCCAUGCAUCGCGCCUUCGAUCAUCGAAGGUCUGUCAUCCGAGCGACGAACGUCGUCACGGAGAGACUGGGGAAGGCGAACGCCACCUUAGGAGAGUACCCGAAGUUCAUAUCGCACGAUCGUMUGUCGAGGAUCGCGGAUUGCUUCAGGCUGUUGUUGGCUGCCUGCAUGUGGUUGAUGCGCAUGGCGGGAGACGAUCAUCGUAGCCACUACGAAGCCUUCUACUUCGCGCAGCUGGUCGCGAAGCCCACGCUGAUCGAGUCUAUGCAUCGCGCCUUCGAACAUCGAAGGUCCGUCAUCCGAGCGACGAACGUCGUCACGGAGAGACUGGGGAAGGCGAACGCCACCUUAGGAGAGUACCCGAAGUACAUCCCCGAUUGGGCUUCCUGCGGCAUCAUGUUCGGCCACGGCGCGAGCAUCACGGGGCCAGAGGACGCGAAGAAGAGGGAUUGGUUGGGUUCGGGCCCCUUGGAGGAGGACGCUGACGACAAUGGCGAAAACGACGCGUAGGGGGUGGAGGGGUGGUGUUGUGCUGGAUUGCCUUGGUUUGCUUGUCACUUGUGAUA